Messenger RNA from Penicillium chermesinum, 723 nucleotides. Its product is annotated as bacterial luciferase-like protein. The transcript has a single exon. Lineage: Eukaryota; Fungi; Ascomycota; Eurotiomycetes; Eurotiales; Aspergillaceae. The coding region runs from base 1 to 723 and encodes 240 amino acids. The record is from RefSeq and is a predicted model, not a curated record. Gene Ontology annotation, molecular function: oxidoreductase activity, acting on paired donors, with incorporation or reduction of molecular oxygen.
AUGCCCACCGAGUUCAUCAGCGUCACGUUCGCCAAUGCCUCAAACGAGCUCCACCCCAUUCACAAAGCCCCCGUCGACCCUGAUUUCCUUAUUCGCUACUCCCGCUCUCUAGAUGACUACGGAUUCAACUACACCCUAAUUCCCUACAACUCAUCCUCGUUCGACCCAUUCACACUCGGUGCAACUAUUGCGGCCGUCACCAAAAACAUCAAGAUCAUCAUUGCCCUCCGGCCAAAUACCCUAUACCCCACCGUUGCAGCAAAGGCCCUUGCAACCUUAGAUCAGCUCAGCCGGGGACGCGCAGUAGUCCAUUUCAUCGCCGGUGGCAAUGACGCGGAGCAGGCGAGAGAGGGUGACUUCUUGGGCAAAGAGGAACGAUACGAGCGUCUGGAAGAAUACAUCAAAAUUCUGAAGCGGGCGUGGAGCUCUACGGACCCGUUCGACUGGGAAGGAAAGCACUACACUUUCAAGAACUUCAGCAACAAUGUCCGCCCCGUAAACGGCACUAUCCCUGUCUCAGUAGGAGGUUCCUCGGAUGCCGCUUAUCGCAUCGGUGGAUCUCUGGCUGAUAUCUUUGGUCUGUGGGGUGAACCGCUGAAGGAGACAAAGGAGCAGAUCGACCGUAUCUAUGCAGAGGCGGCCAAGGUUGGCCGCCCUAGGGAAGAGUACCCUCGUAUCUGGGUGACUUUCCGACCUAUUGGUAAUUUAUAUAUCCCUCAUUGA